Trichechus manatus latirostris (Florida manatee) is the source of this 9618-nucleotide messenger RNA. It is a transcript of the gene LUC7L2, whose product is annotated as LUC7 like 2, pre-mRNA splicing factor. NCBI's taxonomy places the organism in Eukaryota, Metazoa, Chordata, Mammalia, Sirenia, Trichechidae. Gene Ontology annotation, cellular component: U2-type prespliceosome; U1 snRNP. The transcript is spliced from 10 exons. Gene Ontology annotation, molecular function: mRNA binding. Gene Ontology annotation, biological process: mRNA splice site recognition. Bases 7758 to 8777 code for a protein of 339 amino acids. The record is from RefSeq and is a predicted model, not a curated record.
UGUGGUGAGUAAGGGGCUCCAGAUUGGUACCACGAGGGCCCGGCUCCCGUCCCGUCCAAUCAGGGCUCGGCAGGCGGGUUUGGGGCGGUGACCGUGCGGAUUGGCGGGAACGGCUGCCAAUGGGGCAAGGCGGGGCCUGGAGGGAGAGGAGAGUGUGCCUUUAAUGUUGACUUGGCUGGAACCCGGGAGCCCACGACUCCUGCGCAGUCGGCCGUCCGUUUCUCGCUGGUCAGGCGCUUGCGGACCGCUAACUCCUCCGCCCCGGAACUCAUUCCUUAGCUUAGAGCUCUGGGGUCCUCCCUCGCCGCCGUCCUCCAGGGUCUCGAGCGAGAACCCCUCCUCCUUUUCGUGGGUCUGCAGGAAUCCUCUCCUCUUAACCCCGCCCGGGGAUGCACUCCUGGGCUCCGCAAACCACCAUUCUUGCGGGAGAAUCUGACCCAAACCAUGGUUUCUUGAAGUGGGUGCGUUUGGCCCCAUUUUGUGAAAAGAAAAACUCUAUGGUCUUUUUCGGAGAGACCUCCAUUUUGUUAAAGAAUUUAGUAGAGGCUUCGUUCAGUAAACAUUGACAGAUUUUGCAUGUGUCCCCACUAGAGCCAUUUUGAAAAUCGGAUGCCCAGUGAAGUAGAAUUGAGGGAAGCCAAGAUCCUUUGAGGCACUUAGGUUAAAAUCUGUAUAGAAAACCACUAAUUGCCGGAUUAUCCUUUGUCAUGGAGUUUAUGAACAAAAAGAUGAAAUGCUGUUGCUUUUCUUUAUGAUGUUAGUCGUGUACUCUUCCAAAUUCAACUAAAACCCAUGCUAAUAUGGGGGAAAGGUCUAGUUAAGUACUUUUCUUUUAAAAACAAAAAACCCUUGCUUAUUUUUAUAUGUUGUCUGUUAAGGCAAAUAGUUUCCAAGCCACUUAAGAAAUGUUUUCUUUCCCGACAAGUUUUCCUUGACAAGGCACGCUUUUAAGUUUAGUUUUUAAUAUUCGGUCUUAAAAUUUACCUGAAUGCUUUACAGUAAAGCAAAAUAUGUGAAUAGAUAGGGAAAAAAGCCGUUUACUGAAAUCAGAUCUUUUAGCAGCACGUAUUUAGAUUGGUUUCUCAGAGUUUUAAUAAAAACCCACAUUGAAGCGUUUCUCCUUGGAACAUAGAGACAAGCAGGUGUAGAUGGUAAAUCUACGGUUGGUGUGUAGAAAGCAGGGAAAGAUUGGGAAGGAAGUGGUGUUAUUUGUUUAGUAAACCUUUUGGAAGUUAACAUUAAAAUAACAUAAUUUUUCAUGUUUAGAUAAGAAUGGUUACUUUAUAACUGCAGCAUGUCUUAACAUUGCUCCUUUUCCAGUGUGAAGAGGGUAUCCAGGAGGGACCUAAUCUAGGAUGUUAGCCGCCAGAAUUUUACUUAGUAAAGUUAUAGAAAUCUUUAAAGACUUAUUUAGUAUGAUCUUUUUAAUCCCUGAUGGAUACCGCUUUUGGUACCUUCUGUAUGGACUGGAUUUCCUAAUUUUACUGGGAGGGUAGUUGACUCAAUGUAACGUGUCAUCACCCAUAAGUUUCUGAACCAGGCAGCCCAUGUAGUAUUGCAAAGCUAAAUUUACUAUAUGUGUAUAUAUACGUAUGUAUAUAUACUUUUGUGUAUGUAGUCAGCAGAAACGUGGAUUUCUUAAAAUCCGCUCUGCUUUGUAUACAAAUAAAUUUAUAUUUAUGUGUCUGUUACUGGAUUUUUUUGCCUUCAGACUUGGAGGAUUUAUCUGUGAACCCAUAGUUAUGAAGCCACGAUAUCAUUUAGUGAAAUGACUGGAUUUUCACUGCUGUAUUGGGCCAGAAGCAAGAAACAUAGUACUUUCAAGGAAAAGAAUUGAAUUUUUUUUAGCUAUUGAAAUUAGCUCUUUUAUGUAUAUAACAAGAAUCAGAACAUUCUUUUCCUUUUUACCAGAUAUUUUAUGAGUUUACAUAUUUCAUUUUAUGAUUCAAGACGUUUAUGUAAUUAGGAUUGUUCUUUCUUAGCAUAUUGCCAACUUCAACUUAACCACGGGUAGGGGAACAUGGAUGCAUUCCUGAAAAACACCAUGUAAUUUGAAACCAUAUAAUGGGAAACUUUGUGUUGAACACAGAAACAGCUUGCAGGGAAUGCUGUUGGGUGUCUUUGGCACUAAGAGGUGGAAAUGGGAUCCAGGAGGUGGGAGAAAGCUAGAAAGGGUAGGUAGAGGGAUCUAAGGCAGCUUCUGGCUUUGUUUGUUUUUAAAUCCCAGAGACUUAAUAUACCGUCUUCUUGGAUAGUGGGGCUCAAGGCGACAAUAACCCUCUCAACCCUUAGUGUCUUGUCUGAGGGGAUCUGAAGUGGCACAGGAAGUAUCAGAAGCUCUGGUGAUCACUGGGAAAACUUUGCUUCUCUUUCUCCUCCCGCUCCCCUCUACCCCUCCCAACAGCUUUUAGUUCCUUUUUAAACUCCCUGGAGAUUUAGGUCUAUUAGUUAAAUCUACCUUAUUUUGAAUUAUUUAAAUCAAUCACCUAGAUUACCUAAACUUCACUGAAAUCCUCAGGAAUAGGGAUUUUGGUGGCAGGGAAAUGGACAGGUAAUUUUGGAUCACUGGGCACUUCAAGAAAGGACAGGCCUGGGUGUGUGGUGGACGUGGGGGGCUUUGGACAAUCAGAGGGCAGCAUGAUGGCACUGGGAGGCUGGGCAGGGGGAUGACCAGGAGGUGGGAGAGGAAUGCAUAAGGGAGGUGGGAGGGCCAAAGACAAACUUUGCCUUCUUUGCAAUUUUGCCUAGGGCCCUGGUGGUGGCAACCGCCUGUGUGCCACUGAAAAUCGUGCCGAUGCCUGGCAUACUGCAUAAAUGGAAGCAGGGUACCGCGUGAGUUGAAACAUUGGUCACACUAUAUAAAGUUUGUAUAUGUGAAUCAGUGUAACUCGUACCCAUGUAACUGGGGGUCUGACUGUAUUUGGAUUUUUCUAAUAAGGCAUCAUGGGCUAAGGAAAAGAGCACUGGGCUGAGACUCAGGAGACCUGGUUUCUAGCCCCAGCUGUACCUCUAAUUGUAACCUUGGCCUUCACCGUUGUUGAUCACAUAGCAUGGGCAUCCACUCACAGCUUAGAAAUACAGGGAGCAUCGGAGAGAAUGGGUAAAGUAAAAUUUUGAUGUUUUUAAAAUAGCACAUGCAUCUAUGAAAGUUGAUGUGGUUUAUUGUUUGGGAGGGAGAGGGUGGGUGGGUGACAUGGGAGAGGUGGGUGUUGGGGAAGUAGCAUGCACCACGUUCAAUACCAUCUUGGCUGAGGUUUUAAGUGUUACUACUAAUACUUAGGUCUGGUUUCAUCUCAGAAGGCAGGGCCAUAAAAUAGCAGCGUUGGGGAUUACAAUGGAGCUAUUUUUCCCCUCCCAACAAAUGGGAGGGGAUUUUGCAAACAGCAGUGUUUUACUACAGUUUGGGCAGGAGCCCUCUUUCAGUGGCCUGCCCAUAUUCCCCAGCGCCACCGUCGGCUCUGGCUGAAAGACCUGGAGAGGAAGAGCAUGCAUUCCAGUUUUUAUUGUGCGCCCGUAACUCACACGGCCCCAGAUAAAGGUUAGGGUUCAUGGAACUCAUGAAGGAUUGAACAAAAGAGGGAGGUAAGAGAGUUCCUAGUUUGAAGAUAGUAGCUUGGUAGGAAAUAAUAAUAAAAUUUUUUGCUGCACCAUGCAAAUGAAAAACACUUUGCCUCCCAAGUUGCAAACCAAGUUUCUAAUCAUAGUCAUUUACAAAGCCUCAUUAAUUACUGUGCAGGUUAUAGGGAAGAGACCUCCCUGCUUUUCUGGGAAGGGCUUUUUGUUGUGUUGUUGACUGAAAUGAUGGUCAAAUCUCUGCCCUCUCAUUCUUAAACUUUCUUUCCUUUCUUUGUCUACACAUUUUUUAAUCUGGGUUAAGAAGAUGAAGAAACAUUAUCUAAGAAAUCAGGUUUUACUUCCAAAAAUAUUCUAGCCCCAGCUUUGCCAUUCUCCUGCCUUAAGCUGUUUGACAAAGCUGAAUAUGUUCUGUUUACUGUUCCAGACCUUUCUGCUUCUGUAAGGUUUGUUGAGGAGCCCUGGUGGCACAGUGUUUAAGAGCUCGGCUGCCAACCAAAAGGUCAGCGGUUCAAAUCUACCAGAUGCUCCUUGGAAACCCUAUGGGGGCAGUUCUACUCUGUCUUACAGGGUUGCUAUGAGUCGGAAUCGACUCAGCGGCAAUGGAGGGUUUUUUUUUUAGCUUUGUUGAAGAUAUUACUCCAUUUCAAAUGCACGCUUGUUUCCUUUGAUCAGAGUCCUCUUUCCCUCAAAGUUUGCCUUCUACUUAUUGCAUUAAGCCUUUCCAGCCUCUCCAGUCCUUGCUGGUCAUUUUAGUCUUAGAAUUCCUGAAGUACUACCUAUUUGAAACACCCAUUUGACACUUGGAUCAUGCUGCUUGUAUUAUUACUUGUUAAUUCAUUUAUAUGUCCUAUUUCUCUGGCAAAAUCAUGGGCUUCUUGAGGAUAGAGAGCUUGUCUUAUAUAACCCCUUAUGUAACUCUUUGUAACCCCAUUGCCUAGCCCAGAGGGUAUGUUCAAGAAUAGAUUUGAGUUUGUGAUUUAGAUCCAACCUUAGUGUAACAGAGCCCUUUUUUUUUUUUUCCUUUCUUUCUUAAUUUAGGUUAUUUUUUUAUUUGAAUGUAUGCCCAGAAAACCCAAAGAUACAGUACAUCAAAUUCAUAAAAUAAUCCUUUGUAUUAUAAGGAGAUCUGGUUCAUAUUUGUUCCCUAUUAUUUGAAACUUUUUUUUUUUUUUAAAUGGGCACUGUUCUGCCUAGUUUCUUUUGAAAAACAUGGUUUGGGCCAGAUAUCUUGACAGAAACUGAAAUCAUUAGUGUUUUUAUUUUUAAAUUCUUUGUUUAGUUGAUUAUACUUUCAUGUCAUAAGUCCAAAUCAGUUUAUUACAUUCUACAUGGUAAUGUAGCCAAAUUAUUUGAAAGUGUUAUCCUUAAAGUUCCUUAAGUAAAACUUAAAAAAUAUCAAUAAACAAAUAUUCAGUUGCUAGUCCCUCUCAGGGUAUUUCUGUAUCCCAAAUUAUUAGGGUUUUAUUAAACGUUUCUGUAAUACACAGGCUAGUAGUAUUUGAUAGCUGUGUUUAUUGUUAUUGUGUUUACUACAGUUAUCAAAGAUUUAUAAAGCACCUAUUCAUGUGUAGUGAGGAGUUAUUUUAAGGUGUUUCUUGGCAUUUAUAGAACUGAUUCUUUUUUUUAAAGCUCACCAGGAGUACUGUUAGUUAUGUUCAUAUUUGGAAUUGUUCAAAUUUUAUCCGAUAACUGUGUCUUCAGGGCACAUAUGUCUUAAUAGUAGAUUUAAUGCUGUUAUUUCUUAAGCAAAAACAGUCACCCUACUUGAUUAGUAAAACUUCUGUGAAUCUUGAUUUUUUAAUUGUAAAGCCUGGCUUAUAGUAAAAUACCCUUGAGCCAUUAGUUUAGCAAAGUGCUGAAAUGAUUCUAUAUUGCAUUACCAAAACCUAGGUACCUGUAGCAGGAAGACUCCACAUGUCUAAGCUGCUUGUUUUGUUUUUUCCUCCUACUUUUAAAAGUUGCAUUAUCUUUCAUUUUGUUAGCAUAACUAAGUUUCUGAUUUGACACAGAUUUUUCUUUUAUGCUAGGAAGCAAGAAACCUCUUAACAGCGUUGCCGUUCUGGUGUGAGCUUAUCGUAUAAUACCAUUCUGACAUGAGCUGAGGCCUUCGCCAAAGUCUUGGUGAAACACACUUUUUAACGACACUUUUUUAACCCCAGCUGGCCCAAGGACCACUUUCCAGAGCUGCAGCCUUGAACUUUUACUUGUUAUCAACCAUAUUCUUCUCUGGGGUCACACUUGUUAAGUCAGUAUUUAAAACAUAAAACACGCUGAUUUUGUUCACUUUUGUUUUCAUAUACGAGAAUCUUUACAGUCAACAUGUACUUCUAGAUGCUGUAUUGAAAUUGCUGGCAGAGUCUACUCUGUACAAACUGAACAAUCUGGCCCCUUGUUUUAUUUGUAAAGGUUCAAUGUAUCUAUGCCUGCCUACUUCAAUCUGCAAGGGAGUGUCAGAAAGGCCCCGCAUUCGCCGAGCCGUGAGUUAUCACUAACUUUUCAGAUGUGUUAAUGAAUGUGGAACAAAAGCAGUUGUGUUUCAAAGAAAGAAAGGACCAUCCAAAUAACUUUUAUUAUAGUAGCAGGCGUGAACACUAAAUGGAUAAUUCCAAGUUGUGGUGUCAAAAAUAACCUACUUUAACUAGAGACUAGCCUCUAGAAAACCUAUUGUUGAACUGCUAUGAAGCUAUUAUUUUAGCUGUGUACUACUGUUGAUGAAAUUUUAUGUAUCCUGGUGAAAGAUUAAAAUGUUUAAUAAGUCUAUUUAAACAAGUUCAAACAAUUUGAACAAAAUCUUGCCCCAUAAAAAUGGCCGUAUUUAGUUGACUAAAAUAAGACCAUAAUAAGGGGUAAAGUUUAACUUUAUUAUUCACAUGUGAAAAUGCAAAAAUUAAUUUAAAUCGUUGAAUGACUUCCUUGAAAGUUUCUGGAGUGCUCUGGGCCUCAUGUGAAGUACAAAGGUGUUUACAAUUUGUUUUGUUGCCACGCAGUUGUUUUUGCUUCCGUAAUUCACCAGUAGGUUUUCACUCAUCAGUGAUGACAUCAAGGUUAUUACCAUUUGAGGCUAAAAUAAAACAUAUUUCUUAGGGCUUAUCAUUCUACAUAGAAAGAAGAAACACUCUUAACGAGUUUUUUCUUUUGUUUUUGCAAAGAAAUCCUAAAGAAAAUAGUUUGAACUAACAUUUAUAUUUUGUUAUUAAAGCUAGUUACCUUUCUUACUCUUGGUUUCUUUAAGGUUUCAAGUAGUUUGCCAUAUUCGAUAAGCAGGUUGGAUGCUUCUGUUGUUUAGGAGGUAUACUGUGUUAUGUGAAGAGAGAGUGAGUAUAAACGUACCCAGUUUGGCAUCAAUAGCACAGACUGCAUAAGAUGUGGAAGUAUGGGACCUUUGGAGGCAUUAAAGUGAACGUUUCUUUUAGGCAGUAUGCCUUUGUUUGACUGGUGUGUAAGUCCUUCUUCCAGGUUUGUACGCUCUUAAACACGUUAUUCUACCCUCUCUAACUCCUCCCAGCAGCAAAAGGGAGACACUACAGCUGGAACAAAAUAGUGGAAGAAAUGGCGUCUGGGGUUCAGUGGGGACUCGCAGUGUGUAUGCAAUGCUUGCCCAGAUUACUUUUUAUGUUUUUCAAUUAAUGUAAAUAAUUACAAAAUAAAUCAAUACGUAGUGUCAAGAAGGGAACGCUAUAUACCAAUAAGUAGAAACUCUUCUGGUGGGUCUUCUGCAGUUCGCUUAACCUCUUGGGGCUUCAGUUUCCUCAUCUGCAGUAUGAAGGAGUUGGACUCUGUAAUCUUUAAGGUCCAUUCCUGCUCUAAAAUCCGAUGCUUUUCUGAAGUACUCUGUUUAACAGAAUGCAUUGCUUUCCCACUUUGACUUUUUGAAUUACGUGUGCAGUACACAUACUGCAACUGCAUGUUGUCUAAAGUAGUUUUUCUGUAGGAUGUUUUAUAAAAAACUAAUCCUUCUUGAGCUGAUUUAUAAAUGUGUGUGUAUAGAGCCACACAUAAAAGGCUAGUGAUAGUAGGAAUCUUGGAAAAUAAAUACUUUCCAGUUGUCUAACCUUGAAUGUUACCAACUUUUCUAUAUUACAGGAGAUACUACUCGUCAACGAAUCAAAUUCAGUGACGACAGAGUAUGCAAGAGUCACCUUCUCAACUGUUGCCCCCAUGAUGUCCUCUCUGGAACUAGAAUGGAUCUUGGAGAAUGUCUGAAAGUCCAUGACCUGGCUUUAAGAGCGGAUUAUGAAAUUGCAUCCAAAGAACAAGACUUUUUCUUUGAGCUUGAUGCCAUGGAUCAUCUGCAGUCAUUUAUUGCGGAUUGUGACAGAAGAACAGAAGUGGCUAAGAAAAGAUUAGCAGAAACUCAAGAAGAGAUUAGUGCUGAAGUAGCAGCAAAGGCAGAGCGUGUUCAUGAGUUAAAUGAAGAAAUUGGUAAAUUGUUAGCUAAGGUGGAACAGCUGGGAGCUGAGGGAAAUGUGGAAGAAUCCCAGAAAGUGAUGGAUGAAGUAGAGAAAGCACGGGCAAAGAAGAGAGAAGCAGAGGAGGUUUACCGGAAUUCUAUGCCAGCUUCCAGUUUCCAGCAGCAGAAACUUCGAGUCUGUGAAGUCUGCUCUGCCUAUUUGGGUCUUCAUGAUAAUGACAGACGACUGGCUGAUCACUUUGGGGGUAAACUGCACCUGGGAUUUAUUGAAAUAAGAGAGAAGCUUGAAGAGCUAAAGAGAGUUGUAGCUGAGAAGCAGGAGAAAAGAAACCUGGAACGUCUGAAACGCAGAGAAGAAAGGGAGAGAGAAGAAAGGGAGAAGCUGAGGAGGUCUCGAUCACAUAGCAAGAAUCCCAAAAGAUCCAGGUCCAGAGAGCACCGCAGGCAUCGGUCUCGCUCAGUGUCCCGGGAACGGAAGAGAAGAACUCGAUCCAAGUCUCGUGAGAAGCGCCAUCGCCACAGAUCGCGCUCCAGCAGCCGCAGCCGCAGCCGCAGCCACCAGCGAAGUCGGCAUAGUUCUAGAGAUAGGAGCAGAGAGCGCUCCAAGAGGAGAUCCUCAAAAGAAAGAUUCAGAGACCAAGACAUAGCAUCACGUGACAGAGACAGGAAUUCAAGAGACAGAUCACCUCGUGACAGAGACCGGAAAGAUAAGAAUCGGUCCUAUGAGAGCGCUAAUGGCAGAUCAGAAGACAGGAGGAGCUCUGAAGAGCGUGAAGCAGGGGAGAUAUAGUAGCGGUGUCCAUGUCCUCAGUCCUUCUUCUUCCUCUGAGUUACAUACUAUUGUUUAGUUUACAGCAGGUCAGGGUGCACAUUGAGCAGCCCAGACACCCAUCCAGCUAGGCGAGAUGGACGGGGUCUGACUCAAUGGGAACGGAACCUGUUUUCCUUGAUGAAGCUGAAAAUGACACCCAUAGUUUCUGGUGACCCUGUAAUACAAUUCUGAAAGGAUUCUCUGUUCACAGUUUUAUAUAAUAAGACGCCGAUCUCUGAUUUAUUCUUUCUAGUAGGAGUGAUAGUGAAUGAAUUGUUACCUGCCUCGGGGUUUUUUUUUUUUUGAACAUUUGUAAGAUGCCGUCUUCCUUUCUAGUCCAGACAGGAGCAGCUUUGGGAGUUUUUCUUUUUAAUUCUUCCUCUGACUUUUGUAUCCCCUAAUGCCUCCACCCUCCAAUUGUAAGAGAAAGGGGGGCAGGAAAGCAAUAUACCUUCUGUUCUAAGGUUCUGUUCCCAUUGAUUAAUAACUAGCGGAUUACAGUUCAAGCAUUUAUACUGGAAUGAGUGCUGGAGAAAUUGAAAAUGUUUUUGUUUUGUUUUGUUUUUUUCUUUUUUGUUUAACAGUGCUGAUUUAGAGUUGGAAGUUGAACAGCUGUUGCAUUACAUACUUUUGCUUUUUUAUUGAAAUUUUGAAAUCAAACGUCUUGAUUUUUCUGUUGUGUUGAAUUGCUAUAUGUUCAGGAUGUUUUGAGGGGGGAGGGGGCAGGGACUCUUUCGUAAGCACUUGUUUUAUUUUGUGUGUGGAGUAUAAAGGCUACACCCGUAUUGUAAAAAAUAAUAAUAAUAAAUUGAAACAAUCA